AGUUGAUGAAAAGUCAUUAUUACUUCAAAUGUUUAUGUGGAUCUGACUCAAAGUCACAUCAACUCUAUUUUAAAAAAAAGUUAUGAUAACAAAGGAAAUGUUUUACCCAGCAUGCUCUACUGCAGGCAUAUUUUUGGGAAUGUUCUAAAUAUCUGUGUUUUUGCAUGUACAUUGAAUGAUAGAUUAAUCUUAUGCUACACAAAGAUAAAUAACAUACAUUUUUGUAAACUAAUCAAAUCAUUUAGGUAAAUGUUUUUGCACCCGUUACUGAAAUGGUUGUUCCAGUUUAAAUGGCUUAGGUAGUCUCAUCAUACAGUUCUUAACCCUAGCAGUCAUUAAAAAUGCUGGUUGCGGGUGAAUAAGAAUGCUAACUUUUUGAUAACAAAGCUCAGGAUUCCAAUAGGAAUGGCACAUCACUUUGCAAGCCAGCAUAAUGUGACUUGCAGGUAGGAUUGAAAAAGUCUCGUAAAUUUCCCAUGUAUUUCAGAAAUCCUGGUUGGCUGAUUCCUGAAAAUGUGGGGAAAGUUAGCAGAAUUAUGCAACCCUACUUGUAGGCCUGAUUUGGCUUGUAAACCAUGAGUUUCAGGCCACUGUAUUAGGGUGAAGAUAGGCCUCAAAAUAAGGCCUUAUAAGCUAUGUAAUGUAUUGUCAUAAAGAGUUUAAUGACAACGUUCACUUAGGAACUUGUUUGGUGAAGGCCACAGAACUGAAAACCAUGUCUCUGUCACUAACAAAUACAGUCAUGGGUGGUAAGCCAACAAUUCACUCGAAAAGACAAGUCACACUGAGAAAUUAUAUUGGAGGCGUAGCUUAGCUGGGGCGUUUCUCAAAAUGUUCAAGCUGAUACAACUCAAAUCUGGACCCCUACAGCAGGGGUGUCGAACUCAUUCCAUGGAGGGCUUAGUGUCUGCAUGGAAUGAGUAGUUGUUCCUUUCAAUUAAGCCCUAGACAACCACUAAUUAGUGAUCUUAAUUCAUCAAUCAAGUACAAGGGAGGAGCAAAAACCCGCAGACACUCGGGCCCAACGUGGAAUGAGUUUGACACAUGUCCUACAGGGUCACAGUGACUCUAUUGGUUUGAGUAACGACUACAAAAUAAUUUUAAGUAACUGUAGGCUACUCAGACAUAUUAAGUGCAACAGGUUUCCUAAAAAAAAUGGAGUAAUGACAGCACAUUGGGGUUUACACUGCCAUUAUAGAAAGAGAAGCAGGGAAAGCCUCACUCCAUCACAUCAGUAAAGAGAAUAAAAAACCGAAACAGAGAGAAAAAAGUCACUCCCAGUGAGAAGAGAUGCAAACAGACAAACAGAGAGGCAUAAAAAGGAGUGGACAGGGAGAAAGAAAGAGGGUGUCCCUCUCUCACCCUCUGUGUGUCUCCCUCUGAAAUUCCUCCAUGCCACUUUGACUUUACCCCCUACUCCCUACACCCUUCCCACUUCCCAGCCAGCCCUCCCUGGCACCAGUAUGCGGCCCCCAGCCCCCCUUUCUCCCCCCUCAGGGCUGCUGCUGUUGCUGGUCUUCUGCCCCCUAGUGGUGGUAGUGCAGGCCAGCAGCAGUAAGACGGAGAGCGGACACAGCACACACCAUGGAGACACAGAACCAGACCGCUGUAUGAGGCAUCACUUCGUGGAGACCAUCACACACUCCAUCUACAAGUGCAACUCCAAUAUGGUGUUGCUAGCUCGGUGCGAGGGGCACUGCAGCCACACGUCCCGCUCCGACCCUCUCAUCUCCUUCAGCUCUGUGUUGAAGCAGCCCUUCAAGAGUACCUGUUUCUGCUGCAAGCCCCACACCUCCAAGCUGAAGGCUGUGAGGCUCCGCUGCGCCGGAGGGACCCGCAUCACAGCAACCUACCGCUACAUCCUCGCCUGCAACUGUGAGGAGUGCAGCUGAGCUGGGAAAAAUACCUUUAAAAAAAUAUAUAUUUAACUUUAGAACUCUGUCUCCUUGAGAAAGUUUCUGCACCUGUGAGUCGACAGCUGUGAGGAGUGGAAUCCUAGAACUUGUAAAUUAGAAGAACCUGCACCUUUGUAGCAUCUAUAAGUCCAGGCCCGACCCAUGGACCGAGCCCUGGCCUUCAUUUGCAAGUAGUGGAGCCCUUAGAGCCCAACAGAACUCUAGAACCUGAGAGUAUAGGCUAGACCCAUGGACAAAUCUAGAACCGUCAUGCCUGUUUGUGAUGAGGACUCCAGCGCCCCAACAACUAUCUGCUUUUAGAAUGGUGUUCUUAGGGAGGGCGGGAGAUUUCUGAACCAAUAAUAAUAAGGGAUUGGAUUUAUAUAGCACAUUUCUACCAACUGAGCUACUCCAAGCGCUUUCCAUAGUAACUCACCUCAUCUACCACCAAUGUGUGUCCCUCACCUGGAGGAAUGUACAAUUUCAUGGUUCUACUGAGAAGUCAGUCAUGAGAUCCUUCAUUCUUCUUGACUCUUUGUCAAACUGCUUUGUCAAUCCUCUAAAUAUACCACCUAUAAGUCUGGACCAAGACUCACCUGGACUUCUGUUCCUCAUCCAGUGGCUCAGUCCCCAACCUGAGACCCAUUAGGAACCCUGUUCCCAAAUUCUGUGUGUCUUCAACCAAGAGAACACUGGGCUCCACAGGGCUCCGAGAAGGAGUUAGUUCUGCUAAUCCAUCGAGGGUAGAUGACAUUUCCCAGAAUCCUGUAGAACACUGUCUUCUCCCCAGUGUGUUCAGAACCAAAAACAAUUAACUGCUUUUUCGAAUUCAGCCAAACUCUCAACACUCAUUACAAGGAACAACAACACAUGCAUAUGCAUACACUCGUAUUCAAUCACUCAUCACCUCUCUAAUUACACACACCAUCUCCCCACUCUAACCACUAAUUACAUCUAUAAAUGUAUGGUGCUGACGUCAUAAAACCCAACAGCACAACAUGCAUAAUUAAAAGCAGCAUGGGACAGGGCAGGCCGUGUAUCCUGUGAGAUACAUGUGUAAUCCCUGUGCUUAACUACACCUUCCCCCUGUCUCCUAGCCAGGCCAUAAACAUUUAACAUAAACAUACUCCACCAGCUCUUCAUCUACAGCUGAAGUCGGAAGUUUACAUACACCUUAGCCAACUACAUUUAAACUCAGUUUUUCACAAUUCCUGACAUUUAAUACUAGUAAAAAUUCCCUGUCUUAGGUCAGUUAGGAUCACCACUUUAUUUUAAGAAUGUG
Messenger RNA from Salmo salar (Atlantic salmon), 3177 nucleotides. Its product is annotated as norrin-like. Lineage: Eukaryota; Metazoa; Chordata; Actinopteri; Salmoniformes; Salmonidae. Gene Ontology annotation, molecular function: cytokine activity; frizzled binding. The record is from RefSeq and is a predicted model, not a curated record. Gene Ontology annotation, biological process: positive regulation of DNA-templated transcription; Norrin signaling pathway; Wnt signaling pathway.